Messenger RNA from Caenorhabditis angaria, 3232 nucleotides. Lineage: Eukaryota; Metazoa; Nematoda; Chromadorea; Rhabditida; Rhabditidae. The record is from the annotation of a GenBank genome assembly.
AUGAAUAUUUAUGAUAUUUGUGCUUAUAUCAUUCUUGGAAUUGUUAUUCUUGGAUUGAUUAUAAUAAUGACUAUCAAAUUAUUAUGGAAAUAUACAUAUAAAUGGUUUCCAAUGUUAUCUUCAUCAAAAAUUGGUUGUUUUAUUGGUUUCAAUGGUUCUCAUUUUAUAUUAUUGAUUUGUGCAAUUGCUUGUGUUGUUUUUGGAUUUUUAUUUGGUGGAAUAUGGAAUGGAAAUGGAAUUGAUAAUAAUAUUCAACAAGACAUCAAGAAUGACACCAAAAGUGAGUUAAUUACCCCAAAAAUUCUUUUAAAAUACCUUUUUCUUGCAGUUCUCAUCGAUAAAUCAAUGUCUGCUGGACAGAAAUUGUCAAAUAUUCCCGAUAUUCCUUCUGACGAUGAGAUCAAUGAAAUGCUGAAUAUUUCAACAAUCGCAAAUCAACUUAAAACACAAUUUUCAUUUGUUAAACCGAUGGUUUAUUCGCUUCUCCCAUUGAUGCGCAGUUAUGAGCCAAUCAAAGUCGAAAUCGAAAAUACAGCCCGCUGUGAAUUGGUAACGGAUAUACCUCUACUAAAAAUAAAUAUCACAGAAACAGUUGAAGCAAUCGAAGAAUCUGUUAGUCGUUUGAACGGAUAUUCUGUUAAUAUAUUCACAGAUCUCGCAAAAAAUAAUAAAAAUCAGCAAAACUCAAUUAGCGUGUUCAAAGAGGAAAUGAAGAAAGACACAAUUCAUGCAGAAAACAUCAAAACGGUGAAUUUAUCACAAUUUUUUUGUUAUAUUUGUAUAUCAAUUCAUUUUUUGCAGACUUUGACGAAAGCUUGGAAGUCUGCAGUGAUUCAAUAUGAAAAUGCAGUUGAUACAAGAAUGAACAAAGUAUCGGAACAACAUCAAUCGAUAUUUUGGACAAAUCUGCUUACUAAUAUUGGAUUAUUAUGUAUUCCCUUAGUGGUUAUUCUCUAUUUUAUCAUUGUAUCAAUUUCUAUUCACUUUACAAGUCCAACAUCUAAACUCCAUCGAUUUCUUCUCAUCUCAAAUCACAUCUGUUAUUAUAUUAUAGCAUUACUCAUAUUAGGAUGUGCUGGAUAUAUUAUUUAUUCAAUUACUUAUUCAACUAAACACGAAUCUGCAAUUGCAAAUGAUAAUUCGAUAUAUUUUGAUGUUUCGAUUCCAAUUUAUGAUAGUACUUCAACUAAAUCAUCAUAUCAAAUUAUAUCAAAAUCAUCUGGAAAAUUAUUCGAUUCACCAAAUAAUGAUAUUUUGAUUGGAGAAAUGGUAUUUUUUGAGAAUUGGGAAGCACAACUUGUGAAUAGUUUGGAUUCGUUGAUGGAGGAUCAAGAAAGAAAUUAUAAAUUCGUCAAGCACAGUGAAACCAUCACGAAAAAAUGGAAAACGCUCAGAAUUUUGACCGAAACUUUUUCUAAAGUAUUAGGUGAUUCAACAUGUAAUGAAUCGUGGCCCGCGAUCAAUGAGUUUUUGAAAGAAUAUGGGGAUGCUAAUAAAACGAUGCUGCAACAUAUGGAAUUCAUGCCAAAAAACAUCAAAUCUUGGAAAGAGUUGCCGACAAAAUUGAGAGGAAUUGUGAAAGAUCGUGUGAAAAUUGUGAAGAGUUCGGUGGAAAAACGAAGAAAUCAUAUCAAUGUGAGUUUUAUUAACAAAUUCAUUGAGACAAUUGAACAAUAUUGUUUUUUCAGGAUGGAAUCAAUAUUCUGAGCAUUGAUUCGAAAUCAACCAGGAAAACAUUUGCAAAAAUCAAUAAUAUUCAAGUUGCGAAAAAUGAUGAAAAUAUGCGAGGAAUUGUUGUAUUGAUUCAUUGCUUGAUAUUGAUUGUUGCAUUCGUUUGUGAGGUUCUCUAUCUUUACACUUAUCGAACAUUUGGUCCACAACCGCCGGAAAAAGCGAAGCAACCAUCUGAGCAGCUAACUCCAACGGAUUCGCAACCAAAUUUGGAUAAACCAGCACCUCCACCACCACCACCACUACCAAAUCUUCCUGAUGCACAAGCUCUUCCUCAACCUGCAGAAAAACAGAUGGAUGUGGAGUCGACUCAAGAAUCCGAUCUGAUUCUUGAAGUUUCGGUUAUUGAAACUCCAAUUGAUUACCGCAAAGAAUGGGUUGAAAGAGUUGUGAAAUUGGUGAGAUUUUGAGAAAAUUCACGAAAAAAAAACAAAAUAUCAAAUUUCAGAAUUUUGACGUAUUGAAAGAACACUUUAUUAUAGUUAUCCGUCGUGAUAAAUGUACUGAAGUUGUUAUCGAUCAGGAAACUAUGAAGAAUCGUUAUUCCGUCAUUUGGCCCUACAACAUUCCAUGUAUCGAGAAGACAAGAGUGAAAUUGAAGGAUCGUGAUGAAAACAAUAAUUUUUAUCAUGCGAAUCUUGUACAUCUGACAAAUUCGAAACGCAAAUACAUUGCAUCAGGCGGUCCACCGACUCUAAAAGACGUACCCAACUUUUUGCAUAUGUUAUUCAAGGAAAAGGUAUUUUUUGGGGGGAAUUUUAUCUUCUACAUGUAGAACCUUGAUUUGAUUUACAGGUUAAAAUUGUGGUGAUGCUGUGUCCAUUGGAUGACGAAAAUUGCGCGCGUUAUUUUCCCACAACUCUUGACGCUGAAAACGAUGCAACUCUCACAUUUGGCGAUUAUUCGGUGAAAUUUGUCAAGUUUGAGAAAUGCCCAAUAAGUGAUGUGGUAUGCCGUGUUUUGAGAUUGAAAUGUGCAAAAGAUGGAAGCAAGAUCACCAUCAAACAUAUUCAUUAUUCUGAAUGGCCGAAUAAUUCGAUUCCAAAAAAACAUGGGGAUGUGUUGAGAAUGAUUGAUUUGGCCAAAAAAUGGAAUCGCGAAUAUAAGGACAAAUUUCCAAUUGCAGUUCAUUGUAAUGAUGGAGUUGGGCGGACUGGAACAUUUAUUGCAAUUGAUUUUUGUGACACAUAUCUUCAUUCUUCAGCGGCUCAAGAUUUAUAUGGAAAUGUGUCGAAUUUGAGAAAUAUGCGCUUUGAGGCUGUGAAAUUCGCUCAUCAAUAUGUAUUUAUGUGUGCAGCCCUUGUCAGAAAAUAUCAGACUGUAUGUUUUUCUUUUCAAAAUAAAAAUUAUGCAAAUACAAAUAAAUUUGCAGUUCAAAUUGAUAAGUGCUGAAGAAACUCAACAAUUUUGGAAGGCUUAUGAGGAAUUCACAUCGAAUUUGGAUGAUUUUUUCGAUCCGACGAAAAGUAGAAUCGAGCAAGCCAUUAAACAACUAGUUUGA